This is a messenger RNA of Gryllus bimaculatus (two-spotted cricket), 777 nucleotides long. Lineage: Eukaryota; Metazoa; Arthropoda; Insecta; Orthoptera; Gryllidae. The record is from the annotation of a GenBank genome assembly.
AUGCUUAAAGAUAAGCGGGCCCUGCUAUUGUCACGUGACGCCUGGAACACCAAUUACGGUCUAUGUAACAAACGUGGUAACCUCCAAGAAAAGCAAACAGAACUUUGUGUUGAAGCCUCUGGUGCAUAUAGACCACGCCCAUAUCCUCGGAGCACCCUCCCGCUCGCGGACGUGGUGGCGGUCAAUUACGUCCACGAGCAGGACCGCAGCCUGUGCUGCGGCUUCCAGGGUCUAGACGACGAGGGCAAGCCCUUGAGCGCCGACCUGGCGUCGACGCCGCCUCCGCGUCACCACGCCUUCGUGCUGCACUACGCCGCCCCCACCACCAAGAACCGCUGGCGCCUCCAGACCGUCACCCUCAACCACACCGACCCGCGCCAGAUUGCCUCCUGGGUCAAGACGAUCCGCAACUAUCUAGCUGUGAGGAUAUAUCGAGCAUGUAUGGCUUGCGGCAUCACAGAAGCGGGCCAGGGUAGGCCUGCCAGCGGGGCAGAAGAAGUCGUGAAAGAACGGCCGGUUUCGGUCGUUAGGCAACCCUUGACCUUUGCUGCCAAAUCGAUUGGGCGGCCGCAGAAGGAUUCAAAGCGAGCGUGGAACCGUCCCCUAUCACAAGUAGCAUUUCUCACGAUCCGCGUGUACGUGUCACAGACUGCACGAACACCGCCCCCAUCGGUCCCCGUCCCUCUCGCCAUUCCCAUUUCCACCCUCUCCCCAUCCCCAGCUCCCACCCAGGGGUGGGCGGAUUCUAAUUUGACGCUCCAAGUAGUGGCGUUUUGA